GCCUAAAGGCUUAAGUCCCUUGCUGAGCUAAGGUAGCCUUCUAAAACAAAGAUGUCUUAUUCUCUCACCUUUGCUCAUUCAAUACAUAAUAGUAUCACAACCCCUGUUCUCGCUACAAAAAACAACCACCAUUGCUACUAUAACUGCUAUAGUACCAAAACUUCUCGGAGAACUAAUAAGAUUGUCAGUGGCCAAAACAAAGAAAAAGCAGAAGGGGGCCGUAGCAGUCUCUCUUCAGCUCUGACACUGUCCCACGAAAACCCUCAGGAUGUGAUAACAACCACAGAUAGGGUGGUUGACAAUGGUAUAAAAACCACGUCUACCACCACUGCUAUCAUGCCUCUUCUUAAACCAUCUGAUGGUAUUGGCAUUGUUAGUUAUCUUCGGGGCAAGAACUAUCUUAUCACAGGUGCAACUGGGUUUCUAGGCAAAGCUUUUAUUGAGAAGAUGUUACGUACAAUACCAGAUGUGGGGAAAAUCUUUCUCUUGAUUAAGGCAAAGGACAAAGAAGCUGCCAUCCAUAGACUGAAAACUGAAGUACGUUAUAAUAUAAAGAUUUUCCUUUUGUUGUGUGGGUUCAUAGUCGACAGAAUGAAUAAUAAUGCUAUGUAA
Quercus robur (English oak) is the source of this 612-nucleotide messenger RNA. RefSeq lists its product as uncharacterized. Gene Ontology annotation, biological process: long-chain fatty-acyl-CoA metabolic process; suberin biosynthetic process. The transcript is spliced from 2 exons. Bases 52 to 612 code for a protein of 186 amino acids. Gene Ontology annotation, molecular function: alcohol-forming very long-chain fatty acyl-CoA reductase (NADP+) activity. Gene Ontology annotation, cellular component: intracellular membrane-bounded organelle. The record is from RefSeq and is a predicted model, not a curated record. Lineage: Eukaryota; Viridiplantae; Streptophyta; Magnoliopsida; Fagales; Fagaceae.